Molecule: messenger RNA, 1101 nt
Organism: Oncorhynchus kisutch (coho salmon)
Lineage: Eukaryota; Metazoa; Chordata; Actinopteri; Salmoniformes; Salmonidae
Product: kelch-like protein 33
Exons: 2
Coding region: 1-1101 (366 amino acids)
Molecular function (GO): protein binding
Source: RefSeq, a predicted model, not a curated record
AUGGCUGCCAGUAGUGACUUCUUCCGGGGAAUGUUCACCAGUGGGAUGAAGGAAUCCCAGCAGCCCUGUGUGGCCCUUCCCUUCCUGGAGGCUGCUGAGCUGGAGGCCAUGAUUGGCUGCUCCUACAGUGGGUCCCUCCCCCUCAGCUGGGGGCGUGUCUUUGAGAUUACCUGCACCGCCCUCCAGCUCCAGUUCCAGCCCGCCCUCUCGCUGUGCCUCAACUUCCUGGAACAGGAAAUCGAUGCUCACUCCUGCCUGGACGUGGCCUCCUUCGCUGAGGCUUAUGGGAUGCCGGAACUCCUCGAAGUGGCAAACAGUUUUGUCCUGAGACACUUCCAAAACGUGGCAGCCACCCCUAAAUUUCAAGACCUGCCAGCCAAGAAGCUUAUAAGAUAUCUGAAAAGCGAUUCCCUCUUUUUGCCCUCUGAGCUUGUCGUCUUCAAGGCUGUGGUGGCUUGGAUCGAGGCGUGUCCCAGCAAAAGGCUUAAACUCACCAAAGAGCUGAUGAAGAAAGUUCACUUUCCCCUCAUGAACGUCAAGGAGUUCAAUGAAGUUAAAACCACAAAACUGUGGUCUGAACGCAACACGGAAGGUCUCUACCUGACUAUACUGGAGGACUUUCACUCCCAUCACGUUGCACCUCGAACCCUGUGCAGGGUUUACUUGCCAAAGGACAGUCUAGUCUUGGUGGGUGGAGAUCAGAUCUCUGCCGACUUUAGCCGCCGAUCUCCCAGCCGAGAACUGUGGUUCGGAAACUCUCUGAGGAACUACACAGGCAUUGUAAAGAAUGUGGAAUGGAGGUUGCUUGGAGAGAUGCCAAAGCCACCAAGGCUAAGUCACGAGGUGGCGGUACUCACAGGGAAGUUGUACGUGGUCGGGGGACAGAGUUAUGAAGGCACACUUGAAGUUUUCAACUCGACCUACAGAUAUGAUCCGCUUCAGAACCUCUGGGAGAGGUUGGCUGACUUGCAUAAGACAAGGUGCAACUUUUCCAUGGUUGUGCUGGACAGGAUGAUAUAUGCCAUUGGAGGGGACAUUGAUCCAGAAACUAACCUGGAUAGUGUGGAGCGCUACUGUCCAAACACAGAUACCUGGAGGUAG